This is a messenger RNA of Uranotaenia lowii, 2420 nucleotides long. RefSeq names its product zinc finger and SCAN domain-containing protein 2-like. The record is from RefSeq and is a predicted model, not a curated record. The coding region runs from base 137 to 2347 and encodes 736 amino acids. Gene Ontology annotation, biological process: regulation of cytokine production; negative regulation of transcription by RNA polymerase II; regulation of immune system process. NCBI's taxonomy places the organism in Eukaryota, Metazoa, Arthropoda, Insecta, Diptera, Culicidae. The transcript is spliced from 2 exons.
GGUUUCGUGUAUUUUAGAAACUGUCAUUAUUGGUGAAUCGUGUUUUGUUUUCUUGUUUGCGUGAUGUGAUUGCAAAAAAUCUAUCGAAUAUCGUCAGUUUUUCGUAGAAAGCAACAAUUUAAGGACCAGCUCCAACAUGUUCUGUAUAGCACCGGGUUGCCGUUCCUCCGACGAGCAACAGUACCUGGUCGAGUUUCCGCGGAACCCUCAAUUGGCCGAUCGCUGGCGGCAAGCCAUCGAGUUGGGCACCGGAAAACCGCUUCCCGAAUCGAAUCCCGCCUCUCGGCAUCUUUGCCUGGCACACUUCGGAACCAUCGACGAGGACGUCACGCUCAGCUAUCAGGAACCGAACUGCUUUGUAGAUGGCAAUGGGUCUCCGGUUCAUGUGACUAGCUGCCGGCUGUGUCUGCGGUUUGAUUUGCGUUCCAAAAUGUUUCCCAAGACGGGAAAGAUGCAGCAUGUAUCGUUGAGCAGUACCAUCAGAGCCGUGAUGAAGAUCUGUUUGGCCCCGGAUGAUUUCCUCACAGACAUCUGUGAAAGAUGCUUGAUUCGCAUCGAUGUGCUGAAAAGUUUAUCUCGGGAAACACUGCAGCAGGAGAUAGAUUUCAGGGAUAUGAUGGAUCUGGUUAGGAAGGAAACUAAUGUUGAUCCAACGGUUAAAGUUGAAGCUAUACUAGAUGAGGUGAAAGAUGAAACCGAAACCGGCGAAGAUGCGAUAUCAUUAGUCGUGGGGGAAGACGAUGGCCAGCAGGAACCAGAAAAGCUUGUUCGCAAGGACAACAAGGCGAUUAAACGAUUUGAAGAGGAAACACAGGGAGGUGAAUCGGAUUCUUCGGGUGAUGAAGUCAGAGAAGAUGAUAUAAUGGAAUCUUCAUCCGAUGACGACGACGAACCCUUGGUAAAAUUAGUCAGAAAAAGGCCAAAAAAGGAUGUAAGGAAUAUUGAGGUCAAAAAACGAGGUAGGAAACCAAAAUCGAAGCAAGAUGUAGUUAAAGUAGCGAAGAAAAAGAGAGGAAGGAAACCGGGACCACCUAAACCUCCACCUGUUCGGCAGGAGUAUUUGAGGAAUAUUUUGGAUAAAAAAUGUUACAUCUGCGAUAUUUUGCUAGAAAACAACGACGAAUUAGUUGCUCAUUUGACUGAAUUACAUGCCGGAAAAGUAGAUUACAGAUGCGAUGAGUGUAAAAAAUCGUUUGGCAAAGUUACGAUAUACAAUCGACAUCUCAGCUGUCACGAUAUAACGAUUCGGCCGAGAAAAUGUUCCUUCUGCACACUCUGUUUUAGCGCUAAAGAGAGUCUCAAAGUUCACGAAAAUAAGAUACACGGAGCCGAUCAUGUUUUGCCUAAAAAGUACAAACGAGGAGACAUGACCUAUCAGUGUGAAGCUUGUGGUAAAAUCUUUCGCAAUGAUGCUCUGCUCAGGCAGCAUGAUCUUUUCGUGCAUAAGAAAGUUCCAGCGGCGACUUGCAAGCUAUGCGGGAAAAAUUUUGCUACUAAAGCCAAUCUUGAAAAGCAUUAUAUUGUACACUCGCAGGAGAAGCCAUACAAAUGUGAUAAAUGCGACGCCGCCUAUAAAACGUCGACUGCCCUGACUCGUCAUACAUUGCGGCACCAGAAUGUACUGCCAUUCGAGUGUCGAUACUGCGACGAACGUUUUCCCAAUCAAGGAGAAUACGACAGGCAUCGCUACUUGAACCACAAAAGUCGCCACGCAAAACCUAGUGCAAUGAACGUACUGUCGCGAAGCAUUCCUUGCGCGCUCUGUCCGGAAAUCUACCAUCGUUCGGCCGAUUUGCAAUAUCACAUCAACGAAAGUCACGCUAACGAUUCAUAUCCGUACAUCAGCUGCCCUCAAUGUCCCCAGCGUUUCCUCCAACAGGAACAGCUCAUUACACAUAUGAACAUCCAUACCGAUUUGUUCGUUUGUGCCCUCUGCGAUAAGCAUCAUUCGUCAGCAAGUCAGCUUAAGGAUCACAUGACAACCCACAAUCAAGCACAACCAUGGCAAUGUACAAUAUGCUUAAAGCGGUUCAGUCUACAGUCCAAUUUCUCCCGGCAUCGGUUGAUUCAUCUGGACGAGAAACGUUUCCAGUGUGAUCUGUGCGAUAAGGCGUUUUCCCAGAAAGGUCAGCUAAUGAACCAUCGACGGACGCAUACGGGCGAACGACCCUUCACCUGUCCCGUGUGUAUGAAAUCGUUCGGCGAUCGACCGACAUUCUACAAGCAUCGAAAACGGUGCAUGGAACGCGGCGACGGCCCUACUGCGGAAAUCGAUCGCAAGCAAGCACUGGUGGUAAAUUCGAGUUUGGGAAUUGGCCAACAGGAAGAAGACGGCUGCGACUUUUGAAAAGGUAAAUAUUAAAACGCAUGAACGAUUUUGGGGCUAAUAAAACGUCUGGGUAUAAGAGCUGUCGCAAUUG